AUGGAGACCGGAAAGGCUAUUGAGAACUGUGUUCGAACUCUUGGGAAUCGUAUACUCUCCUGUUGGAGCGAAGAAGAGGCAAGCAGCGUGUCAGAAGAGGACAAAAAUAUGAUCAACAAUGAUACGAAGUUCUCUGUCUCUGUAGAUGUCUCGCAUUUCAAACCUGAGGAACUACGCGUUCACAUCAAUGGGCGAGAGCUCAUUAUUGAAGGAAAUCAAGAAAAACAAGAUGGCAUUGGUUAUGUGCAGAGAUCUUUUAUGAGCCGUUGGACAAUACCAGACGAUGCCGAUUUGGAUGCUGUCGAAACAAACCUCACUGAAUUUGGACGACUUGUUAUAGAAACACCCAAAACGGGUCUGCAUACCCUGAAAAGAGAAGUACCCAUCAGAUUCGCACCGAGGGAGUCAACAACAACAGAGCCAAGUGGCGUAGUGGUUAUCAAU
Ostertagia ostertagi is the source of this 444-nucleotide messenger RNA. NCBI's taxonomy places the organism in Eukaryota, Metazoa, Nematoda, Chromadorea, Rhabditida, Trichostrongylidae. The record is from the annotation of a GenBank genome assembly.